AUGGCGACAACUGAUACAACCCCAUCGCUGGAGGAAGAGAAACCAAGCCAAAACACGCUCAAACAAAAGGUGCCCUCUGUCCCUGAAAAGGGAAAUGGGGGAGAUUCCAAAAUGCAAAGCAAGGCUGCAACCCUCCCUCAACCCUCUGUCCCCAACAUAUACACCUCAGCUGCCACACGUGGUAAAAAUAUCAAGCACGUAAAAGAAAAGUUGCCCUCCAUCCCUGAAAAAAGCAUUGGGGGAGAUAACAAAAACCAAAGGAAGGCUGUCAAUAGUGGAAAGCAAGCCUACAACCAGACGAUCAUCGGAAAAGAGGCGGCCGCUGGCUCGUACGACAUCGCUACUAGCAACUACACCGACCUACAACCUGUCGAGGCCGUGCCUCGAUACCUUCACGUGGGAGAUCACGUAGUGGUGUAUUCGGGGCAGGAAUCAGGAGAUACUUACGGGUACAAAGAGGCUGAGGAGGUCAGCAAGGGGUUUGAGGGAGACCAUUACUACCGCGACUACGAGAAACCAGAAGAUGUUGACGGGUACGAAGAUCCAGAGGAUGAAGAAAGCUUUGCACACCGGGCUAAAGGGCUUGUCGUUGGAAUAUGGAAUAAAUGGAAAUCCAGCAGAGUGUGCUGGCUUGCACUGGGUUGUGGACUUCUGGUUGUAGCAUUAGCUGUCACCUCUGUCAUCCUGGCAACUCAUGUCACCAACGGUGGGCAGAUGGCGCUUCAGCAAAAUGGCACGAUGGUCCUGCACCCGAUUCAGGGGUCAUUCAGUACGCCAUGGCAGCCGGAGUUCUACCGAGAAAACAACCCGGCAUUCGACUUUGUCAACUUGACCCCAACAUAUCUGCCAUUUACAAACAGCAAUGCGACCGUCCUGGCCUUAUCAACAACCGUCACAUCUCUGUCAACCACGGACCUGAAUGAGUGUGCGAAAACCCCUUGCCGACAUGGAACCUGUCUGAACAAAGAUGGCGGAUACAAAUGCACCUGCUUGCCUGGAUGGACUGGACAGAACUGCCAGAAAGAUAUAGAUGAGUGCAUCAACAACCUUUGCCAAAAUGGACGCUGUCUGAACAAAGAUGGCGGAUACAAAUGUACCUGCUCACCUGGAUGGACUGGACAGAACUGCCAGCAAGAUAUAGAUGAGUGCAACAAGAAACCCUGCCAACAUGGACGCUGUGUGAACAAAGAUGGUGGAUACAAAUGUACCUGCUCACCUGGGUGGACUGGACAGAACUGUCAGCAAGAUAUAGAUGAGUGCAACAAAAACCCCUGCCAACAUGGACGCUGUGUGAACAAAGAUGGUGGAUACAAAUGUACCUGCUCACCUGGAUGGACUGGACAGAACUGCAAGAAAGAUAUAGAUGAGUGCAACAAGAACCCCUGCCAGCAUGGACGCUGUGUGAACCAAGAUGGCGGAUACAAAUGUACCUGCUCACCUGGAUGGACUGGACAGAACUGCCAGCAAGCCCUACGAUGUCAGACUGGAUGGAGCAAGUACAACAACCACUGCUACAAGCUCAUGAAAGACAAAGUCGGUUGGUAUGAAGCGAAAUCACGAUGUGCAAAACACAGGGCAGUUCUGGCCUCCAUCAAAGACGCGAACGAGAACAACUUCAUCGCAGAUCUCAUCGUGAAUGCUCCUAAAGGUGCACUUGGAUUUCCGCUGGUCUGGGUGGGCCUGUAUAGACAAUCUGGACAAUUGAAGUGGACAGAUGGGUCUCGUGUUGGAUACAAGAACUGGAAUCCCGGCGAGCCUGAAAACACCAGCAUGAAAGAGGACUGUGUCAACAUGCAUUCAAAGAACGCCAGGCAUUUCUUUUUUUGGAGGAGGUAUAAAGGGAAGUGGAACGACGCUAAAUGCAACUGGAAAUACCCCUUCGUAUGCGAGAAACCAAUGUAA
Messenger RNA from Branchiostoma belcheri (Belcher's lancelet), 1902 nucleotides. RefSeq lists its product as uncharacterized. The record is from RefSeq and is a predicted model, not a curated record. NCBI's taxonomy places the organism in Eukaryota, Metazoa, Chordata, Leptocardii, Amphioxiformes, Branchiostomatidae. Gene Ontology annotation, molecular function: calcium ion binding. The transcript has 12 exons. The coding region runs from base 1 to 1902 and encodes 633 amino acids.